AUGCUCAUUUGGCAUCCGUGGUGGACCUUGCGGAUCCUGGGCGUGGUGCGAUACGGAUUGCGCAUCGACAGCAUCCACAGCCAAGGAAUGCUCGGGCUGAUGAUUCGAUCCGCCACUGGAUCGAGCCAGAUUGGAUACAAGGGCCAAGUCAGCAGCAAGGGAGACAAUCCACAAGGCCCGGGUCUGGUCUCCCCGGCAUCAGACACAUCCCAAUAUCCCACCGUCCCAGCAUCCCAACGUGCCAAGCCGACCCAGCAGAUGGACGACCCCUUUGACGAGUUCCUCAGGCAAGCAGACCUGGCCAAAUACAAGGAUGUCUUCCUGGAGAACGAAUACGACAGCGUCGACCUGCUGCUCGCCCUUGAGGUGUCUGACAUGAAGGAGAUUGGAAUGAAGCCCGGCGCCAUCAAGAAGCUCCAGAUGGCGCAGAAGCAGCACGAGCAGACCCAUACCCAAAGCGCAAUCCCGACAUCCUCGCAGACACACACACAGCCGCCACCCCAGUCCCAGCCCAACGAAGUCGUUGUUCAGGAGCCCACCAGAGUCCUCACUGCCAACGACUACGUUCCAGCGCACCCUCUGGAUGGCUGGGUCUGCCAGAACAACUUUACGUCUCACGAAGUCUUCAUCAGGUGGCGUUGA
This is a messenger RNA of Polychytrium aggregatum, 642 nucleotides long. RefSeq lists its product as uncharacterized. Gene Ontology annotation, molecular function: protein binding. The record is from RefSeq and is a predicted model, not a curated record. Bases 1 to 642 code for a protein of 213 amino acids. Lineage: Eukaryota; Fungi; Chytridiomycota; Chytridiomycetes; Polychytriales. The transcript has 5 exons.